UUACUUCCCGGCUGAAACUGCAGCUGGGCUUUUAAAAUAUAUAUCUAUAUAUAUUUUUUUAAAUUAGUAAUGAGAUAAUAUAGGAUUAGUCUGGUCUCAUUUUUAAGUCGACAUUAAGGGGAAACAAAUCCGUGCUGGUAUUUUGAACUACGCGACUUCCCGUAUCUCGUCCAGUAGUCUAUCACUUCCUCUCUCGCUUUCGUCCUGUUUGUACUAGUAAACAAUUAGCUGGCUAGCUUUUACUACGAUGUCUCAGCGCCUAGUGAGCGGCACGUUUUUGCGGAGGUAGUGUAUUCUGUAUUAAAACGCUGUUUUGUAUUUUAACAUACAAUAAAACACUGGAUUAAGUACUUUAUGGUCAUUUGUGGAUGUAAACAGUACAUCUUCGUCAUCUACCGUGGUCUAGCUGCUGCACAGUAGCUACUGUCGCCCUACUCGACUCCUGCCCUUUGUUAAUAGAAAUAACAUUGCAUUCGCAAUGAAUUGUCGCUCGGAAGUUCUGGAGGUAACUGUGGAGGCGAGGCAGGUGGAAGAAGCUAUGCUGGCUCUGCUGCACACAAUUUUACUGCAUCGCAGCACCGGGAAAUUUCACUACAAAAAGGAGGGCACCUAUUCCAUCGGCACCGUGGGCACACAAGAUAUCGACUGCGACUUCAUAGAUUUCACCUUCGUCAGGGUGUCCUCAGAGGAGCUGGACAGGAUGAUAAGGAAAGCGGUAUCUGAGUUCAAGGAUGCCUUGAGCAACUCGGGCAGCGACGGGAUGGGACAGAUCUCCCUGGAGUUCUACCAGAAAAAGAAGUCACGCUGGCCUUUUUCUGACGAGUGCAUUCCUUGGGAAGUGUGGAGCAUCAAGGUGAAUGUGGUCAACCUGGCCAAUGAGCAGGAGAGACAGAUAUGCAGGGAGAAAGUGGGUGAGAAGCUGGGUGAGAAGGUGAUCAAUGUCGUUGAGGUCAUAAAUCGCCAUGAAUAUCUGCCAAAGAUGCCCACCCAGUCAGAAGUGGACAAUGUGUUUGACACCAGUCUCAAAGAUGUCCAGCCAUACCUCUACAAGAUCACAUACCAGAUCACUGACUCACUGGGUACUUCUGUUAGCACCACUAUGAGAAGGCUGAUUAAGGAUACACUAGCAUUGUGAGGGAAAAUAUUGAUGUAUGGAUUUUUCAUAUGUCUGUGCUCCUGUUAUUUUUGUUUGAUGUUUUGUCAGCUGUACACCUGGAACAAUGAGGCAGUGUCAGUAUAACAAUGUUCUGAUCUCUUUGUGGUGGUCAUGGCAUGAUUCAUACCUUAAGAUACUUAAUUAUGUGAUCUUUAUUUUGAAGAAUAUUUUGCUUUUGCAAUCUUUCUUUUUUCUCUCAAAUACACUAGCAAAUUUCCGUGUCUAUCAGUUAAAUUCCUUAAAAAUGUUCUCUUCUUGAUAAUGUCAUCAGUACAUUACUGUAAAAUUUGAAUACCAAUAAAUGUGAACUUUAAUUACAA
Molecule: messenger RNA, 1476 nt
Organism: Archocentrus centrarchus (flier cichlid)
Lineage: Eukaryota; Metazoa; Chordata; Actinopteri; Cichliformes; Cichlidae
Gene: atg101
Product: autophagy related 101
Exons: 2
Coding region: 479-1135 (218 amino acids)
Biological process (GO): autophagosome assembly; autophagy
Cellular component (GO): Atg1/ULK1 kinase complex; phagophore assembly site
Molecular function (GO): protein kinase binding
Source: RefSeq, a predicted model, not a curated record